Molecule: messenger RNA, 1785 nt
Organism: Cordyceps militaris CM01
Lineage: Eukaryota; Fungi; Ascomycota; Sordariomycetes; Hypocreales; Cordycipitaceae
Product: MFS monocarboxylic acid transporter
Exons: 1
Coding region: 1-1785 (594 amino acids)
Biological process (GO): transmembrane transport
Cellular component (GO): membrane
Molecular function (GO): transmembrane transporter activity
Source: RefSeq, a predicted model, not a curated record
AUGGCGCCGUCCGAUGACCGGCCGGUGGCCGCCCGCCAACGCAGCAGCGCCGACGAUGCCGCCCCCGACCGCGACGAUGACCAUGACGAUGUGUCGACGUACACCGUCAGCGACGACGGCUUCUCGCUGUCCGACACGUCGGAGCGCCGACGCCUGAUCCGCCACAAAAAGUCGGUCCGCGCCGUCGCCCUCGUCGUCGCCACCCUCAUGUCGCUCUGCGCCGGCUCCAACGCCGUCUUCUCGCUCUACGCGCCCAAGUUCCAGUCCCACCUGCGCUACACCCAGUUCCAGGUCAACGGCGUCGCCAUCGGCAGCUCCGUCGCCCUCUACCUGCCCAUCUCUGUCAUGGGCUACGUCUGCGACCGCGCCGGGCCCGCGCCGCUGUCCCUGCUCGCCGCCCUGCUCUUCGCCACCGGCUACGGCAUCGCCGCCACCAUCUACCGCAAGCUCGACCUCGAGUACAACAGCGUCGGCGGCAAGGUACCCGACGGCCGCAACGAGUGGGGAUACCCACUCAUGGUGUUUGCCUUUGUCUGCAUCGGCGCCGCCACCUGCGCCAUGUACAUUUCGGCCGUCUCGACGUGCGCCAAGAAUUUCGGCAAGGGCAAGUACAGAGGUCUCGCCCUCGCCCUGCCCAUCACGGCAUUCGGCAUCAGCGGCAUGUGGAUCAGCCAAUGCGCCAGCCAUUGGUUGUACACGGUCCUGCCGGAUGGCACCAAGGGUGAUGUGGACGUGUUCCGCUUCUUCCUCUUCCUGGCUUUGCUCCUGCUUGCUGUCGGCGUUCUGGGCUUCUUCACCUUGAAGGUGGUGGACGAGGAAGAUUUGAUCGAGGGCGCCAUCGAAGAGUUGGAGCAAAGCGGUCUUUUGGACGACCGCUCGCUGCUCCGACGUGCGGAGAGGGGAUAUGGAACGAACAUGCCUGCAACGCCGGCUUCCAUCGAGAGCGCGCCGCUGCUUGCUGCUUCGUUUCGAGACGAAGACGACGCUCAGUGGAAGAAGAACUGGGUUCUCAACGCCGAGACGAGGAGGUUCUUGGCAGAUCACACCAUGUGGCCCUUUGCGCUUGCUUUCCUGUUCAUGGUUGGACCUGGUGAAGCAUUUAUAAACAAUCUCGGUACUAUUAUUGGAACCCUAUCACCCCCACGUACGGAUGGCUUCGGUAGCGAUACAUCGGCGGCUACCCACGUUUCAAUAUUUGGCCUUACAAGCACCUUGGGUCGCAUGUUGAUCGGUACCAUUACCGACCUAGUCGCUCCCGCACCGCAGACGCAACAUGCGCAGCUUCCCAUCCACCGCACCUCGAGGCUUCAGCAAUUUACCAUUUCCCGCGUUGCAUUCUUACUCUUCGCCGCCAUGACCAUGUCUCUGGGCCUAGCGUUCCUCGCCUCGGGCGCUGCGCAGAACCACCCCGACCGCUUCUGGGUCGUCUCCGGUCUUGUCGGCGCCGGCUACGGCGCCAUUUUCAGUCUUGCGCCGCUCAUCGUCACCAUCAUCUGGGGCGUUGAGAACUUUGCCACCAACUUUGGCAUUGUCACGACGCUCCCUGCGCUCGGUUCGACCUUUUGGGGCCUUGUCUACGCCGCCGGCUACCAAACGGGCGCAAGCCAACCCAGCCGACCGUCCGGGCCGGACGACAGUGUUGGUGAUGAGCUUUUCUGCUACGGAAAGAGCUGCUAUUCUGCCACGUUUUGGGGCGAGGCCGUGACCGUCUGGAUUGCCUCCGCCCUGCUGCUCUGGGCUUGGCUGGGGCCUGGUGGAUGGAAGCAGCGCGGCAUUCUCAUCUAG